AUGAGGAAAGAUAGUUUCUGUUCAGGCAAUCUUUCUUUCUUUCUUUCUUUCUUUCUUUCUUUCUUUCUUUCUCUUCCAUCUUCCUUCCUUCCUUUUUUCUUUCUCUUCAGUCUCUCUUUCUCAUUUUCUUUCUUUCUUUCCUUUCUUUCUUUCUUUCUUUCUUUCCUUUCUUUCCUUCCUUCCUUCCUUCCUUUCCUUCUAUAUUUCUUUCCUACAGCAUAUUUUUCUUUCUUUCUUUCCUUCUUUUUCCUUCUUUCCUUUCUUUCUUUCUUUCUUUCCUUCCUUCCUUCCUACAUUACUUUCUUACUUUCUUUCUUUCUUUCUUUCUUUCUAUUUUUCUAUAACCUUUUGUGGUUCCUAAAUAAAGCUACCACAUAUUUUUCUUUCUUUCCUUCUCUCUUUCUUUCUUUCUUUCUUACGCUUCUUCCGUCCUUUUGUUUCCUUCUCUCUUUACUUCUUUAUUUUUUAUUUCUUUCUUUUUUCUUUCCUUCGUGUCUUUCUUCUAUCUUUCUUUUAUAUUUUUGGCUUUCCGAAACUUCUGAUUCCUACGUAAAACUACUGCAUAUUUUCUGUCUCUCUCCCACUCUCUCUCUCUCUCUCUCUCUCUCUCUCUCUCUCUCGAUAUAUAUCUAUCUAUGUAUGUAUCUCCCUCUCCCCUUCUCUCUUUCUUUCUGUUAUACUUUCACCUUCUAA
Molecule: messenger RNA, 693 nt
Organism: Acanthosepion pharaonis
Lineage: Eukaryota; Metazoa; Mollusca; Cephalopoda; Sepiida; Sepiidae
Source: the annotation of a GenBank genome assembly